This is a messenger RNA of Lepus europaeus (European hare), 979 nucleotides long. RefSeq names its product beta-2-microglobulin (gene B2M). Gene Ontology annotation, biological process: immunoglobulin production involved in immunoglobulin-mediated immune response; peptide antigen assembly with MHC class II protein complex; positive regulation of T cell activation. Gene Ontology annotation, cellular component: MHC class II protein complex; MHC class I protein complex. The transcript is spliced from 4 exons. Bases 41 to 403 code for a protein of 120 amino acids. Lineage: Eukaryota; Metazoa; Chordata; Mammalia; Lagomorpha; Leporidae. Gene Ontology annotation, molecular function: MHC class II protein complex binding. The record is from RefSeq and is a predicted model, not a curated record.
GGCCCCGGGCACUCCACGGGUGAUCAGCGUUCCGUCCGCGAUGUCGCGCUCCGUCGUGGGCUUGGCACUGCUCGCGCUGGUCUUGUUCCCCGGCCUGGAGUGCGUCCAGCGUACUCCGAAUGUUCAAGUGUACUCUCGUCAUCCAGCGGAAAACGGAAAACCUAAUUUCCUAAACUGCUAUGUAUCUGGGUUCCAUCCACCCCAGAUUGAAAUUGAAUUGCUGAAAAAUGGGGUGAAGAUGGAAAAUGUGGAGCAAUCAGACCUGUCUUUCAGCAAGGACUGGUCUUUCUAUCUCCUGGCCCACACUGAAUUCACGCCCAAUGAUAAGGAUGAGUAUUCCUGCCGUGUGAAACAUAUCACUCUCGCCAAGCCUAUGAUAGUUAAGUGGGAUCGAGAUUACUAAUCAACAGCAUGGAGGUCUGAGGAUACCUCGUUUCAAUUAGAGUAUUUCAGGAUUUGUUUCUUUUUAAUGAUGAUAUGUUUGUAUACAUCAACUUAAAAUGAUUGGCAUCAUCUUUAUAAUCCUACUUAUAAAUACAGUUUCCAUGUUUUCUAUACUUCUGGGAAAAAUUGAAGGCUAACAUUUGUGUCUUAGAUAUCUCAAAAGUAAUUAAUAACAUAUCAGUAAGAAUCUUGAUUGAAAACCUCAUGCCUAAAAGCUAUUCUUAGGGGUGGGGAUCCAUAGUUUGGGAUGCCUGUAUCUCUCACUGGCGCACCGAUCAAGUCCUGACUGUUCCAUGCUUCUGACCCAGUUUUCUGUUAAUGCACCUGGAAGACAGCAGAUGAUGGCCUGAGUACUUCAGUUUCCCCAGCACAUGUAGGAGAUCUGAUAAUAUUCCUGGAUUCAUCCUGGCCUACACCUGGCUGUUGCAGUUGUUUGGGGAGUGAACCAACAGAUGGAAAAUAUAUUUCUCUGUCUUACUUUCACUCUCUGACAGUCUGCCUUUCAAAUAAAUAAAUAAAUCUUUAAAAAAUAAAA